AUGGAAGGGUCAUUAAGCAAAUGGACUAAUGUUAUGAAAGGAUGGCAGUACAGGUGGUUCGUUUUGGACGAUAAUUCCGGCUUGCUGUCGUAUUAUACGUCGAAGGAAAAAAUGAUGAGAGGAGUCCGAAGGGGGUGUGUCCGUUUAAAAGGAGCUGUGAUCGGUAUCGACGACGAAGACGAUAGCACUUUUACUGUUACAGUUGACCACAAAACCUUCCACUUUCAGGCUAGAGAUGCAGAGGAGAGGCAAAAAUGGGUGCACGCAUUAGAAGAAACCAUCAUUCGGCAUGGAAAUAGACUGAGAUAUGAUUCACAUCACCCUUCGCCGACUAUACGAGAUUUCGAUAAUAGGGUAUCUGAAGCGGAUGCAUAUCUACAACUCAUGAUUGACCAAACUAGGAAUUUAGAAGAAAGGAUUAGUUCGAUAUCAGAUUCUGAAGAGGCAGUUAAAUGUCGAUUGAUAUUAGACCACGCAAAUAUAAUGUUGGAUAAUAUUAAACACUCGAUAGUUCUGUUACAAAUAGCCAAGAAUACGGCUCACCCCGUAAACGGUAUUUAUCACCAGCGACCGAGUACUUCGACCACCAACGUCACAUCGACUGGUUGUGAAACUGUACCUGGAGAAGGUGUUGUUGUUCAGCCAGGCAUCGAAUUAGGUUCAGAAUGUAUUGAAUCAGCCAGAAGGCUCAGUAGGACAAUCAAUAAUCCGACAGCUCUGGUCGUACCAGAUAUGUCGUACUCCAGUUCAGAAGGAGAAGAUGAUUUUUACGAUGCCAACGAUUCUCCCUUCUCUGGCGGCAGUCAAAUCCCUUCGCCAGCUAGUAUAAGAUCAUUCGCCGAAGAUGCUCAGUCACAAGUUAGUGACCACAAGCCAAGUAUAACGAAUAUUGUAGAAAAUAACGUCAGACAAGACAGCAUUAGGUCCAGAUCAACGAAUUUCGACGACCUUGACUAUGAUGCGCUAUAUGAAGAAAGCGACGACAACACGUUAGAACUGGAAAGUCAUGGUUCGGUUAUUAGACAUCUAUUAUCUCAAGUUAAAAUAGGAAUGGAUCUAACCAAAGUGGUCCUGCCUACAUUUAUUCUGGAAAGGAGAUCCUUAUUAGAAAUGUAUGCGGAUUAUUUUGCACAUCCUGAUAUGUUUAUAAAAAUUCCUGAUAUCAAGGAUCCCAGAGAACGUAUGGUGCAAGUAGUCCGGUGGUAUCUCUCAUCGUACCACGCCGGUAGGAAAAGUACAGUUGCCAAAAAGCCCUACAAUCCUAUAUUAGGAGAAGUAUUUAGAUGUCAUUGGGACGUGCCGAAUAGCAAUAACGGUUCAGAUGACAGUCCCGUCGACGAUGGGCCCGUUCCGUGGUGUAAAAGAUCACAGCUGUCGUUCGUCGCCGAGCAGGUUUCACAUCACCCUCCUAUUUCAGCGUUUUACGCGGAACAUUACAACAAACGGAUCAGCUUCAACGCGCACGUGUACACGAAAUCAAAGUUUCUCGGCCUAUCGAUAUGCGUGUACAACAUCGGUCAAGGAAUCGUGCACGUGAUCGACUACGACGAGGAGUACAUACUGACAUUCCCCAACGGAUACGGGAGAUCGAUUCUGACCAUACCGUGGAUAGAAUUGGGCGGCACGGUCACCAUAAAUUGUCCGAAAACCGGUUACAAUUGCAACGUGGAAUUUAUAACGAAACCGUUCUACGGUAACAAGAAGAAUAAAAUCACCGCGGAGGUUUUCGGGCCGGACGAAAAGAAGCCUUUUUUGUGUAUAUCCGGAGAAUGGAGCGGCACCAUGGAGUAUAAAUGGACUGACAGAAAUGAACCGUUUCAGGAGACUGAGGAACACAUAGACGUAAACCAAUUAAAUAUAAUAAAAAAGAACGUGAAACCCAUCAGUCAACAGGAAGAUAACGAAUCUCGUCGAUUGUGGAAGGAAGUGACAGCCGGCUUGAAAUUCAAUGAAAUUGAUCGGGCCACCGCUGCCAAACAGUCUUUGGAACAGAAACAAAGGGAUGAGGCGAAAGACAGAAAAGAAAGUGGCCAAGAAUGGCAGACAAAGCUAUUUUACAAAUCCGGCGACGACACCUACACGUACAUAAAGCCACUGCGUCAAAGGAUAACGAGUACCGGCUCUCCGGCAACGAACACUUGA
Phyllotreta striolata is the source of this 2142-nucleotide messenger RNA. The record is from the annotation of a GenBank genome assembly. Lineage: Eukaryota; Metazoa; Arthropoda; Insecta; Coleoptera; Chrysomelidae.